Candoia aspera is the source of this 1720-nucleotide messenger RNA. It is a transcript of the gene MAPK8, whose product is annotated as mitogen-activated protein kinase 8. Gene Ontology annotation, biological process: JNK cascade; response to mechanical stimulus; protein phosphorylation. The transcript has 9 exons. Gene Ontology annotation, molecular function: ATP binding; JUN kinase activity. Lineage: Eukaryota; Metazoa; Chordata; Lepidosauria; Squamata; Candoiidae. The record is from RefSeq and is a predicted model, not a curated record. The coding region runs from base 83 to 1180 and encodes 365 amino acids. Gene Ontology annotation, cellular component: nucleus; cytoplasm.
AAUGCAGGACUUGGAAUAAUGGAUUUAAGCUACAGGAAGGCGGAUUCGGGUUGACUUUUAGAAAAAAAAAAUCACAUGGUUGAUGUCUUUUAGCUUAAGUUCUUCAGCUGGAGGCAUCAUGAGCAGAAGCAAGCGUGAAAAUAACUUCUACAGUGUUGAAAUUGGAGAUUCUACCUUCACUGUACUAAAGCGAUACCAGAAUUUGAAGCCAAUUGGUUCAGGUGCACAGGGGAUAGUAUGUGCAGCGUAUGAUGCUCUCCUUGAAAGAAAUGUUGCAAUCAAGAAACUCAGUCGACCAUUUCAGAAUCAAACACAUGCUAAAAGAGCAUACCGAGAACUGGUCCUCAUGAAGUGUGUAAACCACAAAAAUAUCAUUGGUCUGUUAAAUGUAUUCACUCCACAGAAAUCACUGGAGGAAUUCCAAGAUGUUUACAUAGUGAUGGAGCUCAUGGAUGCAAAUCUCUGCCAAGUAAUUCAAAUGGAGCUUGACCACGAACGAAUGUCCUACCUGCUGUAUCAGAUGUUGUGUGGUAUUAAGCAUCUUCACUCAGCUGGAAUUAUACAUAGGGAUUUAAAACCUAGCAAUAUAGUAGUGAAAUCUGACUGCACUUUGAAGAUUCUUGAUUUUGGACUGGCUAGAACAGCUGGAACCAGUUUUAUGAUGACACCUUAUGUAGUGACUCGUUACUACAGAGCACCAGAAGUCAUUCUUGGAAUGGGAUACAAAGAAAAUGUUGACAUUUGGUCAGUGGGGUGCAUCAUGGGAGAAAUGAUCAAAGGUGGUGUAUUAUUUCCUGGCACAGACCAUAUUGAUCAGUGGAAUAAAGUUAUUGAACAACUAGGAACGCCGUGCCCUGAAUUUAUGAAGAAGCUGCAACCAACAGUGAGGACAUAUGUGGAGAAUAGGCCUAAAUAUGCUGGCUAUAGUUUUGAAAAACUCUUUCCAGAUGUUCUCUUUCCAGUUGAUUCUGACCACAACAAACUGAAAGUUCUUGGCUUCAACCUCCUGGAAGUCAGGACAGGUCCAUGGAACAUCGUGGCUGCUUCCACAGGCUUUGGAUCAUAUUGGUACUGUUUUACUUAUUCUGUAUGGCUUCUUCCUUUGCAAUUGUACUCUGCUCAAGGCCUUCAGCCUCCUGAUCACAUUUUUUCAGCGCAUAGUCUUCCUAACUUCCUCUAGUGAGAAACCAAAUGCACACUCUGGGGCCUCUUUCCCACUGCAAUCCUAGCAAAUAAAUGAAAGAUCCCAACAUAAAAUGUUGGAGUCAUAGCAAGACAGAACAUACACAGUCUUGUGUGAGCUUGAGGUACUAGGUAUAUUUGGAGACAUGCUUUUAUUAAACCUUGAUUGAAAACUUGCUUUGGCUGGUGCUCCUUUGAGGACCAUAGGGACUUUGCCAAGUGGAAAACUGUUCUGGAACAUCUUUCCUAUCAGCUCCACUUCUCCACUGAUCAAGAACAAAACAUUGGCUUAAUGCUAAGUGGACCCAUGAAUCUCUCACUAUUUUGGAGUGAAGGGCAUUUGAGUGCUCGAAGUGGGAGGGAAUUAGAGAGGUUACCUUGAAGCUAGCCAGUCAUAAAUCCUAUUGGUCCUAGCUUUGGUUGUGAGUUUUUUUUGUGUGGUAGUUUAUUACAGUUGAAAUCAAGUUCUUUGACUGAGCAGUUUCUUCCUCUUGGGGUGGAGCUAAGUUCUGUUGUUGGCCCUGCUUUCUUGAGGAGG